AUGGUGUGGCAACUCCCCGUCAUGUUUGGCGGUAACCGCCUCCAGGGCAGGACCCUCACCGCCGCCAUCGCCUUCGUCAGCGGCGUCGGCUUCUUGCUCUUUGGAUACGACCAAGGCGUAAUGAGCGGGCUCUUGACGGAGCCCGAGAUGGCUCGGCAGUUUCCUCGGAUCGCGCAGGCGGGUGAUAUCGGCAACGAGGAUUCGGCCAUCCAGGGCGUCGUCGUGGCCAUCUACGAGAUUGGCGCGCUGCUCGGUUCCCUGUUUGUCCUGUGGAAGGGCGACGCUCUCGGCCGACGCUUCUCCAUCUUCCUCGGCUCCAUCAUCAUGACCGUCGGCGCCGUCAUCAUGACUUGCUCGUACAGUCUCGGACAGUUCACCGCCGGCCGCAUCAUCACGGGCAUCGGCAACGGCAUGAACACCUCGACCAUUCCCAUGUGGCAGUCGGAGCUCUCCAAGGCGCACAACCGUGGUCUGCUCGUCCUCAUCGAGGGCGCCCUGAUCGCCGGCGGUAUCAUGAUCAGCUACUGGGUCGACUACGGCUUCUACCAGAUCAAGGACAACAGCGUCCAGUGGCGCUUCCCGAUCGCGUUCCAGGCCUUCUUCGCCAUCAUCCUCUUCUUUGGCAUCCUCUGGCUGCCCGAGUCGCCGCGAUGGCUGAUCAAGAAGGGCCACAAGGCCGAAGCGGCCCAGGUCCUCGCCAACCUCGACAGCACCACCGUCGACGACCCGCAGGUCGCCAUUGUGGUCAAGCAGCUCGAGGACUCGAUCGUCGCAUCCGAGGAGCUCAUGGGCGAGUUUUCGUACAAGGAGCUCCUCACCAACGGCCCCGAGCAGAACCUCUACCGCACCAUCAUCGCCUUCACCGCCCAGGCCUUCCAGCAGCUCUCGGGAAUCAACCUGAUCACCUACUACGCCACCACCGUCUUCAAGUCGAUCCAGAACGACGACACCACCGCCCGUCUGCUCGCGGCGGGCAACGGCACCGAGUACUUUGUCGCCUCCAUCUUCGCCCUCUUCAUGAUCGACACCCUCGGCCGCCGCUUCCUCAUGAUGAGCACCGCGUUCAUGAUGUCCGUGUCGAUGGCCAUCCUCGCCGGCACCGUCUACGUCGUCAACCAGCCCCACGAAGGCACUCCCGCCGAGGCCUACGUUGCCGCCUUCUUCCUCUACUUCUUCAACACCAUGUUCGCUUUCGGCUGGCUCGGAAUGACCUGGCUCUACCCGCCCGAGAUCACGCCGAUCCGCAUUCGCGCCCCUGCUUCGGCCAUCGCCACUUCGUCCAACUGGCUCUUCAACUUCCUCAUCGUCAUGAUCACGCCUCCAUCGUUCGCCAACAUCGGCUACCAGACCUACAUCAUCUUCGCCGUCCUCAACAUGAGCUUCAUCCCCGCCAUCUACUGCUUUGCACCUGAGAGCAAGCAGCGCGGCCUCGAGGAGCUGGACCUGAUCUUUGCCCAGGCCCACGAAGAGGGCUUCUGGAAGGCAUCGAAGUUCAUGACGACGGCGUGCCAUCUCUCCUUGACCAAGAAGUACCUCACCUCCGAGGAGCUGGACGCCGAGCUUGCGUUGCGUUUCGGAUCCAACCGACCAGACCAGAAGGUCACCGGCCUCACCGAGGGCGAGCAGGAGAAGGCCGCGCUGGAGAAGGACAAGAACGAGAGGAGCGGCGGCGUCACGCCCGAGGGCAACGACACGGAGCGGGCAAGCACGCACACGGGAUCGUCCUGA
Pseudozyma flocculosa PF-1 is the source of this 1728-nucleotide messenger RNA. RefSeq lists its product as uncharacterized. Lineage: Eukaryota; Fungi; Basidiomycota; Ustilaginomycetes; Ustilaginales; Ustilaginaceae. Gene Ontology annotation, cellular component: membrane. Bases 1 to 1728 code for a protein of 575 amino acids. The record is from RefSeq and is a predicted model, not a curated record. Gene Ontology annotation, biological process: carbohydrate transport; transmembrane transport. Gene Ontology annotation, molecular function: carbohydrate:proton symporter activity. The transcript has 4 exons.